Messenger RNA from Ailuropoda melanoleuca (giant panda), 2273 nucleotides. It is a transcript of the gene ZDHHC15, whose product is annotated as zDHHC palmitoyltransferase 15. The transcript has 12 exons. Gene Ontology annotation, molecular function: palmitoyltransferase activity. The record is from RefSeq and is a predicted model, not a curated record. Lineage: Eukaryota; Metazoa; Chordata; Mammalia; Carnivora; Ursidae. Bases 205 to 1218 code for a protein of 337 amino acids.
CCUCCACGCCAUGACUCAUGCCUAUUGUGCCAGGCAGGGCGUACUCUGCCCCGCAGCCUUACAGGUGGUAUCGGCUCGGUGAGACAGUUCCCGCCAGGCUAGGCAGUGGAGCGCCGCACAGCGCGCCUUCCUGCCUCCCAGCCGCCUGCCGGGCAAUUCCGACCCGGCGCCAGCAGGCCUGCUUGGUCGAUCUUCGAUCCAAAGAUGCGGCGGGGCUGGAAGAUGGCUCUGUCCGGGGGGCUGCGGUGCUGCCGCCGAGUACUUUCUUGGGUGCCCGUGCUCGUUAUCGUCCUCGUUGUGCUUUGGUCCUACUAUGCCUACGUCUUUGAACUCUGCCUGGUGACUGUUUUGAGCCCAGCAGAAAAAGUUAUCUACCUCAUAUUCUACCAUGCCAUCUUUGUGUUCUUUACCUGGACCUACUGGAAGUCUAUAUUUACACUCCCACAACAGCCAAAUCAGAAGUUCCACUUGUCCUAUUCAGACAAGGAACGCUAUGAAAAUGAAGAGAGACCUGAGGUCCAGAAGCAGAUGCUCAUCGAUAUGGCCAAAAAGCUACCAGUUUACACAAGAACUGGGAGUGGAGCUGUUAGAUUCUGUGACCGGUGUCAUUUGAUCAAGCCAGAUCGCUGCCACCACUGCUCUGUCUGUGCCAUGUGUGUAUUAAAAAUGGACCAUCACUGCCCUUGGGUUAAUAAUUGCAUUGGAUUUUCCAACUACAAAUUCUUUCUUCAGUUCUUAGCUUAUUCUGUUCUCUACUGCCUGUACAUUGCUACAACAGUCUUCAACUAUUUCAUCAAAUACUGGAGAGGGGAAUUGCCCAGUGUUCGCUCAAAGUUCCAUGUUCUUUUCCUCCUCUUUGUGGCCUGCAUGUUUUUUGUCAGCCUUGUGAUUCUCUUUGGUUACCAUUGUUGGCUUGUCAGCAGAAACAAAACCACCUUAGAGGCCUUCUGUACUCCAGUGUUUACAAGUGGCCCAGAGAAAAAUGGGUUCAACCUUGGCUUCAUCAAAAAUAUCCAGCAGGUGUUUGGAGAUAACAAGAAGUUCUGGUUAAUACCUAUUGGAUCCAGCCCUGGUGAUGGACACUCCUUCCCUAUGAGGUCUAUGAAUGAGUCACAAAACCCACUGUUAGCAAAUGAAGAGCCCUGGGAAGACAACGAGGAUGAAAACCGAGAUUAUCCAGAAGUUUCAUCAUCUCUCACCAUGGAAACAGAAACAUAGCAGUUUACACAUUUCCUGCAUCUCUCAGACAGGACCCUCCAUCUCCCAUGAGGCUUACAGAGUUCAAUGUUGGGAACCAUUUUAAUCUUCGAAAUAAGUCACCAUGGUGGAUUGAAAGUUUCACAAUUUAAAAGCAUUCCAUCAAAUACUUGCUGCGUUGAGAGAUGUUUCAGGACUUUACAAGUUACUUAAUUUACUAACUGAACUCAUCAUUCUGGUAGCAAUUAAUUCAAGCCAGUCUUCCUCUCUUUCUUCAUUUUACCUCCACAAUCUGUAAAAACCUAAAUGUAACAUAUAUACUUUUCCAGAGGCUCUUUUUAUUCCUCUUCUCAGGUAAAGAGGAAUUCAAAAGACUUCCCUGGAGUCUCUAACUCCCCUGGAAAGACUGUUAAUUAUAUUUAUAGGGUCUUUGUGGUAUAAAGGAGAAUCAGACUGUUUGCUGCUUGUGUGCCUGUGCAUUUAUAAGCAUGCAUAUAUGCAGCAUAUUUACACAAAAUUCUGCUGUGGUGUUGUGAAAAUCAAGGUUAAAAAAAUCCAAGGUUUUUAUUCAAUUCUGCUUUUUUCCCUAAAUAGCAAUUUAAAUAUUUGCUGGGCUGUGAACACCAUCCCUAUAUCAGGUAUCUAAAAGUCAAGAGGCAUAAUCAACACACCAUAAUCAAGGUCCUCAAAUUGGAAAUUGAACAACAAUGCAAAGCCUGUUCUCUGUCAUAAAUGUGUUAUGUUCCUGAAAGCACAACAGCUAAUAGAGAAGAUCAGAUCAGAUUUCCACUGUAUUAAACAUAAGUAUUGGUGUUUUAAAGACUUUUAAUGUCAGGCUGUAGUAAAAUUCUCCACUUUUAUUAUUUUCUCUGCUACCUAGCUUUAUUUUUGCUUGUAUGAAUUGUUCUUAUGAUGAAAGAAAAACUAUAACCCUAAGUUAUGGACCAUAGGUUUUGUUAAGGAGCUUAAGAAUAAUUUUCAGGUUUAAUUACAAUACUGUUCAUAGGGUAAAGUUUCAAAGUUGAAAUUAGCCUAAGGAUUAGCACUCAAGAUCUGUGUUUUCACAGCAGGGGUUA